UAAAAAAGACAAAGCACACGAAGCGACUCAGUUCUACAUGACUCCCUCCAACGUCAAGGACCAUAUUUCCGCUCUGUGGAAUAACGAGAAAGAAAUCUUGUCGAGGAUAUUUGUUGCUAUGGGAGAUGCAGCUGGGAUAUCAGACAAAGAAAAAAAUGAUGGUGAUUUCACAAUACAGCCAUGUAGUGCUGUGGAUGUUUUAUUUCUCUCUGCGUUGCCUGUUCCUGCUUCAAGAUUUCGGCCGAUAGGUUGUGUGAACGGUCGUCAAUUCGAAAGUCCACAGACCACAGCUUAUUCGAAAGUUUUAAUGGAUUGCGUAAUCCUGCGUGCUCUUAUCAAGAGACUCUCAGAGGCAAACAAGGAAAACAUCGAGGAUGAGAUGGAGGAGGAAGAAGAAGAUGUGACAAAGAUGGGGAAGCUUAAACUUAAAAUGUCGAGUAAGAAAAUGGAUGUAAUUUCCAGCAUUCCCGGGAAAACUCUGCCCCAAAAAUUGGAGAAUGCAUGGCUACGAUUGCAGCAACACGUCAACAGUCUCCUGGAUUCAGAUCUUGAUCGCUUGACGAGUGCUGAUGAUAAGACACCGGGUAUUAAACAACUACUGGAGAAAAAAGAUGGAUUAUUUCGCAAGCACAUGAUGGGUAAAAGAGUAAACUACGCAGCUAGAUCUGUCAUCUCACCUGAUCCUUAUAUUGCAACAAAUGAAAUUGGACUUCCGAUGGUGUUUGCUGUCAAACUUACAUAUCCUUGCCCUGUAACACCUUGGAAUACAAAGAUGCUACGACAAGCUGUUAUUAAUGGCCCAAUGAAACACCCAGGUGCCACCCAUGUAGUGGCAGACGGUCGCACCGUGUUGCUAAGUGCUACUGACCAGUCACAAAGAGAAGCUGUAGCUAAACAACUAACAGCAACUGAUACACAUGGAAGCAAACAUGAAGUUUUUAAUAAACCUAAACUUGUGUUACGUCAUAUACAGACAGGUGAUGUAAUGCUGUUGAACCGACAGCCUACUUUGCACAAAGGUUCAAUCAUGGCACAUCGUGUACGUGUUUUACCCGGUGAAAAAACUCUACGACUGCAUUAUGCCAACUGCAAGUCUUACAAUGCUGAUUUUGAUGGUGAUGAAAUGAAUGCCCACUUCCCCCAAAGUGAGUUGUGUAGAUCAGAAGCUUACCAAUUAAUGUCAACUGAUGCCCAAUAUUUAAGUGGGAAAGAUGGAAAACCACUUAGUUGUCUUAUACAAGAUCAUAUGGUGGCUGGAGUGAACAUGUGUAUUCGGGGCAGGUUUUUCACACAAGAAGAAUACCAGCAACUAACAUACGAAGCAUUGAUGCAUCUUCCAUAUAAAGUUAAACUCAUAAAACCAGCUCUCAUUAAACCAAAAAAAUUAUGGUCAGGAAAACAGAUUUUUUCCACUAUUUUUUUGAACAUUACUCCAAAUGGUCUCCCCCUUAUAAACUUAACUGGAAAAUCGAAAAUUGGUCCAAAGAACUGGCAGAAGGAGCCAGCAAGAAAUGCUAAAGUUGCUCCAAUACAUGGAGUGGACAUGUGUGAAUCACAGGUUAUCAUUCGCAACGGUGAACUGUUAUGUGGAAUUCUUGAUAAAGCCCAUUAUGGGGCAACAGAACAUGGUCUUGUGCAUGCAAUGUAUGAAAUAUACUCGGGUGAAAUUAGCGGACGACUACUGACAUGCCUCGCAAGGUUGUUCACAGCAUUCCUGCAACGAUACCGGGGGUUUACUCUAGGUGUUGAAGAUAUUCUUGUACGGGAUUGGGCAAACAAGGGAAGGACGGAUGUUAUACAAGAUACCAAGGAUAAUGGGAUGCAAGUUGUUGCUAAAACACUGAAUGUUAAAAAGAAGAAUGAGGAAGAUAUAACCGAUGCCUUAUGGGACGCCCAUGUUGCAACCAAGAUUAUUGUCAACAAGACAGAGGACAAGUUGGCAGCUGUAGAUCACGCAAUGAAGGCUGUAUGUAAUGGAGCUAAUGACCAGAUAGCCAAGUGGUGUACAGGGGGUGGAUUGCUCAAAACAUUUCCACAAAAUAACCUGCAGCUCAUGGUUAUUUCUGGAGCAAAGGGAGGUGCAGUUAACUGCAUGCAGAUCUCGUGCUUACUUGGUCAGAUUGAGUUGGAAGGUAGGCGACCUCCACUCAUGCCCUCUGGUCGAUCAGCACCAAGCUUUAUGCCGUACGAUACAACUAUUAGGGCGGGAGGAUUUAUUUCACAAAGAUUUUUAACUGGAAUUCGACCUCAAGAAUAUUUCUACCAUUGCAUGGCCGGUAGAGAAGGUCUGGUUGACACUGCAGUAAAAACGAGUAGAUCUGGAUACCUGCAAAGGUGCCUCAUAAAGCAUUUAGAAGGUUUAUUACUUUCAUACGACAUGACUGUGAGAGACAGUGAUGGUGGAGUGGUUCAGUUCCUCUAUGGGGAAGACGGGAUUGACAUUAAUAAGACCUCGUAUUUAAGUCAGAAGCAAUACGACUUUGUUGUCGAUAAUUACGAGGCUAUAGCAAAGCAGAUACCUUCUCUUGAGCGAGCAGAAUCAGCACCCUGUGUGCGCUCUAUCGCCCGCAAGUGGGCAAAAUACGAGAAGAUGAAACAUAAACGAGACAAGCGCCUUCGAAAGCACCCGGACGAAAAAAGGACGUCAGCGUUUCUGAAUUUCUCAAAACAAAGCGAGAGUGGAAGUCAAAGCGUGAUCAAGCAAGCAUGGAUGGGCAUGGAAGUUGAAGAAAAAGCCAAAUUCGAGGAUAAAUCUUCCAAACUUAUUCUUCCGGAUGCUGUCAUCUCACAGUAUCGUCCGGACCUUUAUUUCGGAUCAAUCUCCGAUAACUUUUACAACGAGAUGAGUAAAUACGUGAAAAAGAACCCCCUGAAUUUGCCCGAGGAAGAGGACAAUAAGAAAAGUAGAGUGCCAUCUCUAAACAGAUUGCAGACCUUAUUAAAGAUGCGCUACCAACGUUCACUGUGUCAACCUGGUGAAAGCGUUGGGUUGCUUGCCGCACAAAGUAUUGGGGAACCCUCAACACAAAUGACACUGAAUACUUUCCAUUUUGCUGGUCGUGGUGAAAUGAAUGUCACACUCGGUAUUCCAAGGUUGCGUGAGAUCCUAAUGGUUGCAAGCAGACACAUCAAGACGCCUCAGAUCACGGUUCCUGUGAUGGAUCAUGGUCAAAAACGAGCGAAACGAUUGUGCAAAGAGUUAACUAAAGUCUUGCUAACUCAGGUGUUGCAUAAGUUUACAUUAGACGAGAGGUUAGUGGUUGGAGGUGGUGAACAUGGAGAUAGAUACCGACGAUGUGUGAUCACCAUUCACCUUCUACCUGAACGUCAGUUUGCUAAGGACCUUGCCUUGACGCGUGAUACCGUGCUACGUCAUAUUGAGUCUAAUUUCUUUCGCGUACUGCUCUUCCAAAUUCAGAAACAGCUGAAGAAACGGGAAAGUGAAGUUUUGUUGAUAGACCAGAGGGUAGCCAAGGACACAGCUAGAAGGGCAAAGGCAGGAGAUGAUAACGAACCAGAAGCUGAAACAUUUGUGGAUGAUACAUUGGAAGAAAUGCCAGAUUCAAGGGAUAAGAAUAAGAACACAGAGGAUGAUGAAAUAGAUGAGGAGGCAGGGUUCGAUGAUGGGGAUGCAACUGCUGAACAACAACGAAGGAAGAAGAGAGAAGAUGUGGAUUAUGAGGAGCAAGAUGAUGAACUACCUGAUGAAAAUGAUGACACGGUACUUGUUGAUCAGGAUGACACUACAGUUGUUGAUGAGACGCCAAUGGAUGAACAAAUAGAUACUGAAGACGAGCAAGCCACAGAGCAGAUAGAUGACGUGACAGCUGCCAUACGUGUACGAGCUGUAAAAAAUCUUGGGCAUGGAAGUAUUUCCAUUGAAGAUUAUGAGUUCGAUACUAACGCUAGUGGCUGGUGUAAGGUCACAUUGUUAAUGCCAUUGACAUCAGUGCACGUAGACGUUGUGUCCUUAGUUCGCUUUGCAGCCAGCACAAGUCCUGUGCGCCAGGUAGCCGGUAUAAGCCGGUGUAUACUGGUUCCUGCACAGGGUGACACCAACGCAGUAAACCUGGUAACUGAAGGAAUCAACUUUUAUAAAAUAUUUGAAAACGAAAAUAUUUUAGAGGUAAACAAGUUGUAUUCAAACUGUGUCCACUCGGUAGCGCAGAUGUAUGGAAUAGAAGCAGCUAGAAGGGUCGUGGUUAAAGAAAUAGCAAACGUGUUCGCUGUGUACGGCAUUGAGGUUGACCAACGACAUCUAAACCUCAUUGGUGACUACAUGUGUUAUGAAGGUGUAUACAAACCAUUCAACCGCAUGGCCAUUGAAUCAUGCGUAUCACCACUACAGCAGAUGAGUUUUGAAACAACUAUGAAGUUCCUUAACAGUGCAGCACUGUAUGGUCUCCAGGAUCGCCUGCAAUCUCCAUCAGCUCGUAUUGUUACUGGUCAAGUGGUGAAAGGGGGUACAGGAAAUUUCUCUUUGCUUUGUCCAGUGGCCAAAAUGGCGUGAAUAUGUUUAAACAAUCAAUAUAAUUCAUUUCUUUGCAACCACUGCCUUCGUUAUGUUUAAGCAAUCAUGAACUUGUACUAAGUUGGUACCAUUAUCAUUUUGCUGGGGACUGUUUCUUUUGUGAUGCAAAAAUAAACAAAUAAAAUCAAUCAAAAGAAGGA
This is a messenger RNA of Ciona intestinalis (vase tunicate), 4671 nucleotides long. Lineage: Eukaryota; Metazoa; Chordata; Ascidiacea; Phlebobranchia; Cionidae. The record is from RefSeq and is a predicted model, not a curated record.